Molecule: messenger RNA, 1614 nt
Organism: Galendromus occidentalis (western predatory mite)
Lineage: Eukaryota; Metazoa; Arthropoda; Arachnida; Mesostigmata; Phytoseiidae
Gene: ovo
Product: transcriptional regulator ovo
Exons: 5
Coding region: 1-1326 (441 amino acids)
Biological process (GO): regulation of transcription by RNA polymerase II; epidermal cell differentiation
Cellular component (GO): nucleus
Molecular function (GO): RNA polymerase II cis-regulatory region sequence-specific DNA binding; DNA-binding transcription factor activity, RNA polymerase II-specific
Source: RefSeq, a predicted model, not a curated record
AUGCCGAAAGCAUUCCUCGUCCGCAAGCAGCGAAUUCUCGCCGCUCAUGCCAAAGAGCAGGCGGAAUUGGCGGCCAAGAGAGCCUUGCAAAUUGAGAGUUCGAGCCCCGACGAGCCACUUGCUCUGGUCUGUCCUCCAGUGACACCUCCCGCUAGUCCGGAUCAGACUCCGUCGGCUCCAACGCUACUCGCUCCCCUGAAACUUCCCGCGCAGGAAGAGCCCCUUAGUCUUACGACCAAGAAACGCAGUCAUGAGGAGUCCGAAGACGAACUAGUGAUCGAUGAGCGGCCGGAGAAUCAACGUGUCGUGCAAUGGUUCCCGGUUGUCAACCGUUCUUCGACUACCCCACCUCAGUCGGAGAGCGAAGAUGAAACGGUCACGUCGACCGUGCCCAUAUUGGGCCAUCCCGCCUACCAUCAUUCACCUUUCUCGUCGCAAAGGGUCCCCGUCAUCCAGGAGAUGCAAACCCCCCUGCGACCGCAGCCCUACUACCCCGUCGGGUACGAGGACCUGCGCGCCGACUACGCCCACAUGCAAGAGUUCGCACCGUCCGAUUACAAGACCCCCCUCAUGCAGCCCCAUCCUUGCUUGAGUCCCGAACUCCAGAGCCCAUCUUCUCCCAACGGAGAUUGGUCCCGUCAAGAACAAGUGAGUAGUAUGACAUCAGACGACGAGCACAGCAACGGAGUCGAUUCAGUGAGCCCGGGGCUGCAAGUUCGGGUUGAAGUUUUGAAACAACGGAUGGGCAUUCCCCACGCCGCCUCCAUCGAAUUCGUAAACGGAGGACACGGCAUCAAGAACCCACUCCUCAACCAGAAAGCUAAAACCGUUGUAUUUAACGGCUUCAACGGCCUCCAACGCUGCAAGGUGUGCGGCAAGUCGUUCGGACUCCAACGUCUCCUGAACCGUCACAUGAAGUGCCACAGCGACGUCAAGCGCUAUCUGUGCACAUUCUGCGGCAAGGGAUUCAACGAUACGUUCGACCUCAAGAGGCACACGCGCACUCACACUGGUGUCCGUCCGUACAAGUGCAACAUGUGCGAUAAGUCCUUCACUCAACGGUGCUCGCUCGAAUCGCAUUCGUUGAAGGUUCACGGUGCGAAGCACCAGUACGCGUACAAGGAGCGGAGGCAGAAGGUCUACGUGUGCGAGGAAUGCGGUCACACCACCAACGAGCCCGAAGUUCACUACCUCCAUCUAAAGGACAACCAUCCCUACAGCCCUGCGCUGCUGAAGUUCUACGACAAGCGCCACUUCAAGUUCCAGGACGGAUCUUUCCCCGUCACUCUGUUGCAGAAGCAACCGAACGAGGCGGUUGCCUAUUGAGAUGUAGCAGUCGCGCGUCGCUUCUCACGCAGAGAGAGAUGUUUGUUGUUCCUCACGGGGAUAGGAUGCACCCACAAAAUCGUGCAUCGGAGUGGUCGUCGACACAUUCUCCUAUACAACCUACUCGACAAGAAGGAAAACAACAAGUUCGUCAACAUUCCGGAUAGGCAUUUCAUCUCGUUUCGCUGACAGCUGACUUGACGUGAUUUUAUAAUUGCAAUGAGAACGGAACCCGCGGUGCUGAUAACGAUGAUGAGGGAGUCCGUAGAAUUCGCUCUUCGUGGGCAU